ACUGUGACCCUGGGCGUAAUGUGUACAGUUAUACAAUCCUAAAUGUAGAAAAACACUGAACAUCCGCCUUAAAUGAUCGUCUGUCGGCUUAUACAACGUCAAAAAAGAGGGUGUUUCUUUGUGCAUGACUCAUUAUGGAGAUAUGCUAAAUAAUUUGGGAAUUGGCGUGCAUGUCCCAAAAAGUCAGUGCAAAUGUAGUAAAUAUCAAACAAACCCCUCAAUAUUUUAUCAGCUGGAUUAUAGAAGGACUGUGUCAUGGCGUUUGCUUGUUGUUAUCUCUACGUCCCGCAGACCCGGGCGGGGAAGCGAAAUGAAACAAACAACGAUGGGGGAAGUUUGCAAAGAGAAGAACUCAGAGUCAUGGCUUUCUGUCAUUUGGCGAAUCUGCAACCUUUUCAUGUCUGUGUUCUUCGCUCUUGCAACAUAUGUUCAGAUUAACGAUCCAGACGCAGGGUUGUGGAUGGUUGGUUAUGGCGUUCCUGCAGUCCUGUGUGCAAGCAUUGGAUUGAACCCCCAUGUGACAGAAACGUUGCCAUGGAGGCGUAUUGCAGAUCUCCAUGUGAUGAUUUCCACUGCUGUGGUUGCCAUAUUGGGAUGGAGACUUUGUAAAGAGCGAAUCACAGAUAUCUUCCAGGAGGAGGAGGGCAGAGAAUUUUCUGGUCUCAUGCUGACACUUGUUUGGCUUCUCCUAUGUCGCCACUCUGGAAGGUCUCCGGUGGGGAUGCUCAGAGUCUCCACGGCAACUGCCAUCACAGUGUUCCCCUUUGUGGCCUGGCUUUACUAUUACAUCAAUACAGAGCUGAGAGCAAACUGGCCUUCACACUGUAAAACUGCUAUUUAAACAUCAACUACUGUUCCUUUUGUUAUGUUCUCUGACUGAAAACCCUGGACCAACGAUGCUGCUCAAGUUAACAUUUUGUAGUAGCAUUAAAUACAAACAUAUGACAGCUGAGCUGUCAUAAAGUAUUUUUCAUCAAAGUAUUUUUCAUCAAAUGUUUACCUACUGUUUUUCUCUAUAAAGUGCAAUUGAUUGUGGAAUGUUGAUUGUUUUUUCUGUCAAUUGAAGUAUAAAUAAUAUGCAAUAAAAGAAAAGUGA
This is a messenger RNA of Trematomus bernacchii (emerald rockcod), 1096 nucleotides long. It is a transcript of the gene tmem220, whose product is annotated as transmembrane protein 220. The transcript is spliced from 6 exons. Lineage: Eukaryota; Metazoa; Chordata; Actinopteri; Perciformes; Nototheniidae. The coding region runs from base 125 to 841 and encodes 238 amino acids. The record is from RefSeq and is a predicted model, not a curated record.